This is a messenger RNA of Pelmatolapia mariae (spotted tilapia), 3041 nucleotides long. It is a transcript of the gene ush1ga, whose product is annotated as Usher syndrome 1Ga (autosomal recessive). Lineage: Eukaryota; Metazoa; Chordata; Actinopteri; Cichliformes; Cichlidae. Gene Ontology annotation, biological process: equilibrioception; sensory perception of sound; sensory perception of light stimulus. Bases 218 to 1636 code for a protein of 472 amino acids. The record is from RefSeq and is a predicted model, not a curated record. The transcript has 4 exons. Gene Ontology annotation, molecular function: protein binding.
GCCACCGGAAGCACUGUACUGCAACGCGUCCUUGGAUACCACCGACGCGUUCUUCACUGCGGUCUGUCUCUGAUCUGACCAAAUAGUUCUGAGUGAAAAGAGGGGUAAACUGCCCCUUUAGCCGCUCUGCUACCAUUGUAUGCCCACACGAAGAAGACGAUGGUAGGAGUAUUGACAUGUUCGAAUGGGGUCGAGCUGGGUGACUUAAUUGUGCACCAUGAAUGACAGAUACCACAAGGCAGCCCGGGAUGGCUACCUGGACCUACUUAAAGAGGCAACUCGGAAGGAUCUCAACGCGCCGGAUGAGGAUGGCAUGACACCGACGUUAUGGGCAGCUUAUCACGGCAACCUGGAAGCUCUGCGACUAAUUGUGUCGAGGGGGGGAAACCCAGACAAGUGUGACAUAUGGGGAAACACGCCGCUCCACCUUGCAGCUGCCAAUGGUCACCUCAACUGCCUUUUCUUCCUGGUGUCUUUUGGUGCCAACAUAUGGUGCUUGGACAAUGACUACCACACACCUUUGGACAUGGCUGCCACAAAGAAUCACAUGGAUUGUGUCCGCUACCUGGAUUCCAUCGCUGCCAAGCAGACAAGCCUUAAUCCCAAGUUGGUCAGCAAACUGAAGGAUCGGGCGUUUCGUGAUGCUGAACAGCGAAUCAAAGAAUGCAUGAAGAUGCAGAAGAAGCACCACAAACGUAUGGAGAGAAAGUUUUACAAGGAAGUAUCUGAGACAUCUGCAUCAGAUGUCAUGAGUUUCUCCAGCUACACGAGCAGCUCUCUUAGCCACAAGCUGCUCAACUUAAACACAGCCACUGUCAGUGUGCCAUAUUCCCAGGCAACUCUCCAUGCCACAAGCCGAGGGAAGACAAAGAUCCAGAAGAAGCUGGAGAAGAAAAAACAAGGAGAUGGCACCUUUAAAAUCUACGAAGAUGGUAGGAAAAGUGUGCGCUCCCUCUCUGGACUUCAAUUGGGUAAUGAUGUCAUGUUUGUCAAACAAGGAACUUAUGUCAACCCAAAGGAUCGUGCCCGGCGCAAUGUUCGCGACAUGUUUCCCAGAGACAAUGACGAUGCCAUUUCACGUGCCAUGAGUGAGCCAGACCUCCAUGGACCAGAUGUGGACUAUUCUGAGAUCAGCACUGAUUCUGGGCACGAUUCCCUGUUCAACCGACCUGGUCUUGGCACCAUGGUCUUUAGGAGGAACUAUGUGAGUGGAGGAAUGUUUGACCUUGGAAGUCACGAUGCAGCCAGUGUGGCCCGUUCAGGCAAUAAUGUGCGUUUACGCAGUCGGUUGCAGCAAUACCCAAGUCUAGAUGAAGACAGCAUUGGCAGUGCACACAGCCUACAGGAGAGAAAUGUUGAAGAACUGCCUUGGGAAGAAGUUGAACUAGGGCUGGAUGAUGAUGAUGAGCCUGAUACAAGCCCUUUGGAGGUCUUCCUCGCCACCCAGAGCAUGAACGACUUUUUCUCCAUCUUCAAAAGGGAGAAGAUUGACCUUGCAGCACUGUUACUGUGCUCCGAUCAUGACCUUAAGAGUAUCCAUAUACCCUUAGGACCAAGGAAAAAGAUCUUAGAUGCCUGUAAGAGACGGCGAGAGACUUUAGUUGAGCCUGACUACAUCGAGGACACAGAAUUAUAAUAAAAGAUGUGGUCACCCAUCCUGCUGUGUGCUCAUCCGGCCUUAAAGGUUAGUGGAGCAUUGCAAAGUAAAUGUCACAUAUGGGCUGGAUGUUAAACCCAAAAGGACACUGUCAUGAUGAAUAUGUCAAGCAUGAGAUAAAUCCUUAACAGGAUUCCUUUACAGUGUCUUUUUAGCUCAGGAUGAUCACUGAAAAUAUCUCUGUUUGGUUGAUUGGAGUUCCCCGUGCUGCAUGGUUUCACAAACUGAAAGAUCCUUAUCUGAGUGUAGCACUGUGCACAUUGUAUGCCGUUUGGCACAGUUAACAGAGAGAUGAUUGUGGGGUCUGUGUCCCCUGAACCUUUUAACCCCCUCGGGGUGAACCUGGACCUCAUGUGCCUGCAUUGCUUGUGCCUGUGCAUUUGCUGAAAAGCACAUGUUGUUAGAAAUACACUAGUGUGAUUUCAGCUGUAACAGCAUUUUUAAUAACUAUUUGUAACUGAAGUAACAUUUCCUUGCAUUCUUAUAUUUUGUCUCUGUAUAUGUUUACAUAAAGAAAGCCACAUCAGGCCUAGAGUAGCCCACUGGUAAUGAAGGCCAAUCCUUUGUUGUUAUUACACUUGUGAUGUAAAAUCUAAUACCACAGUAUUUUUUUAAUAAGUGCAUACUACACUGUUACAUAUCACUGUCGAAUUAGACUAAAGCGGGAUCUUGAAAUUGUGUUUUUCGCAAUAAUUUUUACUCUGAGUGCUUUAUAUUAAUGUACCUUUGCUCAGUAGCACUUUAAUGUUUACUAUCUCAACUUUUGUAAACAAAUAUAGGUUGAUUUUACUCUUAUUAAAAAUGUUUUUAAUGAUGUAAUUUGUUUAAAGGGUGUGUGCAUGUACUAUUUCUUCUUGCUAUAUAACAUUUCAUCUGAACUCAGAGUGACACUGAUUGCAGAAAAAAUCUCAGUUACAUAAUGCAGAGCAUUAGCUCUAAUGAGGGAGAUUGAGUUCAUGUGUGAUGUCAUUUUUCUGGGAAUGCCCAUUCAUUAGUGAGAUAGCUUUGACUGAUCACUAAACAUCCUGCUUUAGUCAUCUCCUGUUUACAGUUUGCAUUUGAAGCUUCUUCUAAGACAAUUGUGUGUGUCUGUAUUUGAAAGACUGUUCAUUUAUGGUAUGAAUGUUAUUCGACCCCAAUAUGAACCAACUACCCAGUGUACAUUACAAGUUUGAGCUAAAAAACAUCCAAUAGUCACAUAUACUUUGUAUUCUCAGUGCGGCAAAGUACUAUAGAAGUGCUAAGAUCUGUAUGUGCUAGCAACUAGCCAUGAGAAGAACAUAAAUUCUCCAUGUUCUCCAUUAGUCCAGAACAUAGCACCUUGUUCUUGUAUCUACUUUUGUUGCAUCUGGACAAUGAGUAAACUGAACAAACUGACACAAUU